Molecule: messenger RNA, 862 nt
Organism: Athalia rosae (coleseed sawfly)
Lineage: Eukaryota; Metazoa; Arthropoda; Insecta; Hymenoptera; Athaliidae
Gene: Tim23
Product: mitochondrial import inner membrane translocase subunit Tim23
Exons: 5
Coding region: 123-707 (194 amino acids)
Biological process (GO): protein import into mitochondrial matrix
Cellular component (GO): TIM23 mitochondrial import inner membrane translocase complex; mitochondrial inner membrane
Molecular function (GO): transmembrane protein transporter activity
Source: RefSeq, a predicted model, not a curated record
AGUUGCUCCGAGCACGCAGCCGAAUGUUCGUUCUUUGCAAAUUUGGCUUCUCAUGAUCAAUGUUCACCAUCUGAGUUCCUUGGCAUAAUUUGUUCCAAGUUUAACAGUGAUUGAAAAGAAAAAUGAUUGACUUACGUGAUGGUAAUUCGAGAAAUUCAGUAACCUCGCAACCAGGAUUGGCACCCCUCAGUCCAUACUUGAACUUUGAUCCAAGCUACUUACCUACCAAUCAACCAGAAUUCAUCUUCCCUGAAGGAGCUGUAAAACAAAGAGGUCGUUUAGAAUUAGCUUUUGGUCAAAUUGGAGCAGCUUGCAUAAUCGGGGCUGGCCUUGGUGGUGCAAGUGGUUUUUACAAAGGAAUCAAAGCCACAACUCUUGCUGGACAGACAGGAAACCUCAGAAGAACCCAAUUGAUAAAUCAUGUAAUGAAACAUGGCUCAUCAUUAGCAAACACUCUGGGCAUCGUUUCAGUAAUGUACAGUGGAUUUGGAGUCAUAUUCUCUUGGGCCAGAGGCACCGAUGACUCGUUAAAUACCCUUGGGGCUGCCACUGCUACUGGCAUGCUAUUCAAAUCCACGUCUGGACUGCGUAAGUGUGCCACAGGGGGAGGGAUUGGAUUUGGAAUAGCGGCUGCAUACUGCCUAUGGAAUAGCAGAGAAACUCUUUCACAAAUCAGACAUCAUAGCGUCAACCCGGCACAAAAAUGAUGAAUUGGAUGCCUGCACAUCUAGAGAUUGGUUCCUCCCUGUCCUGUAAAUAGAAAUUCUUCAGUUAAAUUGUAAAACAACAAUCGUCUGUUGUUCAUCGAGAUGAGCUAUAAACAAUGAAUUUCAACAUAAAUAAAUAAAUAUGUAAAUAAGAA